AUGGCCAAAAGGGACGAGUCCAACGUGCUAGCACCACACAAGCCUUACGAUUACAAAAUCGAGCUUUUCGAAAGGAAAGAGAAAGCGCUUCGAUACUCACUAUUAUACAAGAUAUCGAUCUUUAAGCUAAAGCUUACUAAAGCUUACUUUAUCGACAAUCUCAACAAAGAUAAACACGGCUACGACAACGUCUUUAUAGUAAUCGACCGCUUUUUUAAGCAAGCAAUUUCGAUCCUUUAUCACAAGUCUAUCGACGCUAAAAGCUUCGCCAAGCUUUAUAUCUACUAUAUCUAUAACUUUAAACUUAAGCUCCCCGAGUCAAUAAAGGUUCACUUAAUCUUUCACCUCGGACGGCUACGAAAAGCUCUUAAUAACCUUACCCUCGAGCAAAUCAUUCUUGAACUUAACCCGAUUAAUAUUACUAACGAACUUAAGUACGAAGUAAAGAACAUCUUAGCCUACCUCGCCUUCGACUUCAUGUACGCUCCUUUUAAAGUACGUGACUUCCACUUAAAACACAAAGAGCUCCCCGGCCUUCUCGCGAAGCUCUUCGACUGGAUCAAAGCUUAUUCGAACGGUGUUAAUGACUACGAUCACUUGAGUAGUGAUAAAGCAAUAGAUAAACGCUCGAGGACGAGCUUUUUUCAAACGAGAAAGUAG
Molecule: messenger RNA, 660 nt
Organism: Drepanopeziza brunnea f. sp. 'multigermtubi' MB_m1
Lineage: Eukaryota; Fungi; Ascomycota; Leotiomycetes; Helotiales; Drepanopezizaceae
Source: RefSeq, a predicted model, not a curated record